CCAGUUGAGUUUGGUUGUUGGUGGCGGAGGGUUGGCAGGGCAGAGGUUCACCUGUUGUGAGGAACUUCGCCUCGCUCUCGCUGCUGCCCCUCACUUACUGCCUCGCCCCGUCACUCUAGUGACCAACACACUAGAUCUGGUGUGCACCAAGCAAAGGCUAACAUGUGCGUGUGUCACUUAGAAAAAUUAAGUGGUUCAUGGUCAGUAGUGGAGUUUAUGUGAGUGCAGUUGAGGUGUGGAGAGGCGGCGAGCGCCAGUGUGUGUGAGAGGAGCCAAAGCUCAGUACCCAGCCGUAAGAUGGCUUACUUGGUGUUACCUUAUUCAGGCAGCCGCGGAGAGUUAUCACUGUGGGUGUAACUGUGAGCCAGGUGCUGCGGCCCGGUGCACGAGGAAGUGUGUGUGUGUGUGUGCACACGCCACGUGAUGCCUUCAAUUAUAUAUUCUCUCCCGUGCACGGAAUCAAACACAAGUUUGUUUACAUCUUGAUGAUGUGUGGGUGAAUGUGGCGAUGUUUGCCCACAUGAGCGGCAGGACUAGGGGAGGUGGGGGAGGCAAUGGUGGGGAAGUUAGUAGUAGUACUGGAGGGUUGAACAACAAAACUUGGGCUAGAGAUAUGGAGGAGAGGAAGAAAGGUUGGUCGCGUGACUCCAGUGGAGGCUGGGUGAGGGAGAACGCUGGCGGUGGCUCCACCAGUAACCUGGCCAACGCCAGCAUCACCAACAAUCUACGUUACCGUCGACGCAGCAAUAGCAGCGUGCCUAGCCUUUGUAGCAACGGCAACGGGUACAGCAACAGCGGGUGUCAACGAGGGUCUUCAGCCAGCCCGAGGGCCCCCCACAGUAAGGGCUUCUGGGUGCAGGAGCCUGAAGAUUAUCACUCCCGCUGGGUCACCACCAAAACACCAGACUCUGAGGGCAGUACCACGCCCCUUACCUGGCCGCCCACGGGAGGAGGGGGCAGCCAUGGGCGUGACGGGAGCUACUGGGGGGCGUGCAUCUCACAGCCCUCCUCCCCCCACAGGGCUCCGGCUACGCCCCCUCCACUAGGGUGCUCCACCACUCUGCCUAAGAUGUCGGGCGAAUCUGGGGAGGGAGGCCCCGGUGGCGGUAGCGGCGAGGUUAUGGACUUCCAAAACCGUAUCAAAAGAUUUCAACAAGACCAGCAGUUUAACCAACAACAGCAGCACCUGAGUAGCAGCAGUCGGAGCAGCAGCAGUCAGCUCAAAAGAUCGCAACACACCUCACACUCACACUCCUCCACGAACUUAAGUGAAGUUAAGUCUUCCAGUAACCUAAGUGAACACAAGGCUUCUGCAAGCAUUAACAAGUCAAACCUUUCAGAACUCAAGUCGUCUAUGUCUGAAGUCAAGUCCAAUAUCAGUGAGAUGACAGCACAAAGCAAUAGUGUGAACUAUAAUCGAUCCAUGUCCCUGGCCAGCAAUGCUGCCCUGCAGCAGGGUGCAUCUUCAACAAGUCUGCAGUCAGGCUUUAACAAGCGCAAAGCUUCAGGCUUUAAUAUGGGGUCCAUGGAUGCCCUUAAUGAUGCCCUUCAGAUGGGAUCAACAGAGCAACUGGCACUUGAGGAUGAUUUUGACCUGCAGAACCUGGCAGUUCAGCAGGAUCAGCUCAGCUCCUCACCUCUCACCUCAGGCUCCGCAAAUGGAAAUAAUCCCAAAGAGCUAAAAUAUGAACAGAAGAAAGUGACAUCUUCAUCAAAAACAAAGGUUGUGACAGAUAAAAAUAGCUAUGAAUCUGCCUCAGGACAGUCAUCAGAGUCUAGAAAACUGCAAGCAGGGGAUGUGUCGUAUGCAGAAUCGUCAAAGAAGGCUGCAACCAAAGCAAAAAUAGAAGUUGAUGGCAUUACAGCAGAAAAGGCCGCAGCUGUCUCACAGGAGGCACGGCAGUUGCGUGCAGGUGAGGUGGAUCAUCGCGAGGGCUCCCAGGUGAAGGGUGCCACCAUGAGGGUGGCAGGUGAGGGCUUCUCUGCCCACACCUCUGCCCUCAGUGAGCAGCAGCAACGGCUCACAAAAACUCCGGCAGGCACCAUCAACCAGGAGUCAUCCAGGCAAGCAGCCAAGUCAGGCCUCACCAUCAAGACCAAAGGCGUGUGUACCAAGCAGUCUUCCUCCAUGACUGCAUCACAGAGCAAUGUGAACAUCACCGGCUUCGAGGACUUAGACAACCUUAGUGCUUCAUCUCAACCUGUGGACAUUCAGAAUGCUAUUAUGCGUUAUUCUGGUGUGAUGUCGUCCUUUGUUGAUCAGUUGAAGUCUCUAACUGUUAAUGAAUGUCUUAAAGAUGCUCCCCAUCUGCUAGAAAAUAUUGAUGAUAUGAUGAGAAAAGCCUGGUCAGUUCCCAUUUAUGGCCAUGAAUUGGGCUUUUCAUUAUGUAAUGUUUUGAGGAAUAAUGGUGGUAUGGACAUCCUACUUGACAACUGUAGGUCUGAUGACUCAGAUUUGAAGUUUUCAAGUGCCAAAGUGUUAGAACAGUGCCUCACAACAGAAAAUCGAGGAUAUGUAGUUGAGAAGGGACUAGAAAAUGUAGUAAAUGUUGCCUGUGAUUGUACAAGGAAUGGCACUUCUGUGGACAAAUCUCGUGUGGGAACAGGCAUUCUAGAGCACCUGUUUAAACACAGUGAAGGAACAUGUUCGGAUAUCAUACAGUUAGGAGGUCUAGAUGCUGUGCUGUCAGAAUGUAGAAAAUCUGAUGUUGAAACUCUGAGACAUUGUGCUGUAGCUUUAGCAAAUUUGUCUCUCUAUGGUGGAUCAGAUAAUCAACAGGCAAUGAUACAGCGUAAGGUUCCCAUGUGGCUCUUCCCUCUUGCUUUUCAUUCUGACGACAACAUCAAAUAUUAUGCCUGUCUAGCAAUUGCUACUCUCGUUGCCAACAAGGAAUUGGAAGCCGCUGUUUUACAGUCAGGAACAUUGAAUCUUGUAGAACCAUUUGUUUUGAAUCAAAUUCCAGAUCAGUUUGCCAAUUCUACGGUAGCACACAGACAUGGACAGAGUCAAAGCUGGCUGCAACGACUUCUGCCAGUACUAAGAAGUAAAAGAGAGGAAGCCCGAAAUUUGGCAGCUUUUCAUUUUUGUAUGGAAGCUGGUAUAAAAAAACAGCAAGGAAACAUUGAACUCUUCAGAGAAAUUGGUGCUAUUGAGCCACUCAAAGAAGUUGCUAGUUCUCCUAAUGCCAUUGCCAGCAAGUAUGCAGUACAGGCACUUCGUCUUAUAGGAGAAGAGGUCCCACAUAAACUAAGUCAGCAGGUACCAUUGUGGACACCUGAAGAUGUGAAAGAAUGGGUCAAGCAAAUUGCAUUCUUACAGUAUGGUGACAACUUUGUAAGUUCACGAGUAGAUGGGGAUCUCUUAUUACAGCUCACAGAGGAAAACCUUCGUGAUGAUAUUGGCAUAAAAAAUGGCAUUCUCAGGCAAAGAUUUAUGAGGGAAUUAAGAAAAUUGAAACUUCUUGCUGAUUAUUCAUCUUGUGACUCCACCAAGCUGAAUGAGUUUAUGGUAGAAAUUGAUAAAGAAUUUGCAGAAUACACUUACCGCAUGCUGCGAGCAGGAGUCACUCGAGAUUGUCUUCGAUAUCUCACUGAAGAGCAGCUAAUUACAGAAUGUGGUAUUUACAAUUCAAUUCAUCGACAAAGAAUUAGAGACACGAUAUUGAAUGACAGUGGACAACUCCAAGAUGCCAAUUCUCUAGAUAAGACCCUAGAUGUUUUCAUCAGCUAUAGACGUUCUAAUGGUUCACAGUUAGCAAGUUUACUAAAGGUCCAUAUGCAGCUUAAAGAUUUCUCUGUAUUCAUUGAUGUUGAACGAUUGGAGGCUGGGAAAUUUGAUAACAAUUUGCUAAAUUCAAUUCGACAAGCAAAGAACUUCCUCUUAGUCUUGACACCAAAUGCUCUUGAUAGAUGCAUUGGUGACACAGAAUGCAAAGAUUGGGUUCACAGGGUAUGUAUACAGUAUGCAGUGUUUGCCAUGCUCAAGCAGUUAUUAAUUUAAAAUUUGGUGCAGAUUUACUGGAUUUCAUAUAUAAUUGCUUCCUGUAAAGUGCACAAUACAGUACUGGGUAUUUUGCAAUGGAGCAGGAACCUCCACAGGCAUCUGUAAGGCUCUCACGCUAAUGGCUUUUUUUUUUAGUCUGGUGUAUCGCUCUUCCAAUAGGUGCUAGCAGGAGUUACAGGUGUUGUAUGAUUCAGGGGAGAAAGAUCAUGUCAAGUCAAACAUUAAAGUGACAGUGCAAUUCAGAAUGUCACAGGCUUGAGUGUCUUGUAAUCAAAGCAGGUUGACAUAAUAUGAAUGGGAAAGGGGUAAUGGUAGUUGCCAACAUCAAAUGUGGCUAUGAAAAAAAUCUGUAGUGUUGCACAUUGCAUCACUAUACAUUCCAGCAAGAUAUUGAACAUUGGCAGAGCUACUGCUGGGAGUCAGGGUGGAUAGACAUCUGACACUUUAAAGCUGUUUGGAACAGAAGAUAUCACAUAAAUGAAAAAUGUUGGGAAUCUAAUUUGAGUAUGAGAAUUAGUGGAAUAUUAGUGUAGGCAAUAAUGGUGUAACACUGAAUUACAGUCCAGUAUUUUAAAGACAACUCUUGAAAAAAGUUACUAUUUAUACAUGGCUUGUAAAUUUAUUAGUCAUCAGUAGUAGUUCCUGCAUUACAAUAGGUUUCACUGCUGAUUUGUAGUACAAAAAUUAGUGGUAAUUUACCUUUUGAUUGCAUUUCCAUGUUCAGUUUUGUUACAUAGUGAAACAAAUGUAGAGUAUGUAAAAUGAGCAGUCAGAUCAACCUUUGACUGCUUCAUAUUGCUUUACAGUAGGUCCCCCAUUUACAAUAUUAAUGCAUUCCUGAUAGUUGUUCAUAAGUCUGUUGUUUGGAAAGUGGAGCUGUACUCUCAGACACAUGAUAUAAUCAGAGGUGCUUUCCAGAACUGUAAUAUCCUGUAUCUAAUUUCAUAUACUUCUAACAAAAUUAAAUAACAAUUUUCUAUAUAAAAUUCAGUUUCUCUCUCUUGCCUCCCUUUCCUUUCCUUUCCUUUCCUUCCCCUCUUAUUCCUUACCUCCAUUCUAUCUGGGAUGAAGAGGAGAGGAUACCUGAUAAUUAUACAAGGUACAUGAAGGCCUAUUCCCAGUGCUACACACUACAAUAAUGUGCUGGUAAGAAAGAGAUGUAUGGGAGGUACUGUAAAAUAAAUCCUGUGAAAAGCAGGGGUACCAUGAACACAGUAAAACAAGUGUCAUCAUUCAUGGUCCAAGAUUAUUCAUCCUGCUACCAGCAGAUACCCGAAAUAUUGCUGAAGCACAAAGUGCCAGAUCAACUAGACUGUGAUGCUUGUGUAGGCCAGCUGGCCACCAACAGCUAUAGCCUGCUUAACCCUUUGACUGUUUUGGUUGUAUAUAUACGUCUUACGAGCCAGUGUUUUGGACGUAUUAAUACGCAUAAAUUCAAAUCAAGCAGGAGAAAGCUGGUAAGCCCACACGUGAGAGAAUGGGUCUGUGUGGUCAGUGUGCACCACAUAAAAAAAUCCUGCAGCAUACAGUGCAUAAUGAGAAAAAAAACUGACCGUUUUUUUUAUUUGGAUUAAAAUGCCGACUUUGAGGUGUAUUUUCGUAUAGUAUUUAUCGUUGUAUUCUCGUUUUCAUGGUCUCAAGUGAUAAAAUGGAACACAUAUUACAGAAACAGAGAUGAUUUUGGUUAGUUUCACGAUGAAAACGACCUUGAAAUUGAGCUCAAAGUACUGGAAAUGUUCGAUUUUUACCAAUGUUCAGGAGUAAGCAAAUCACACCACACAUCCAAUACACGUCAACUGGGGAGUCUAAUAUUCUUUCACUAGUGCACUGAUAUUUAUACUAAUUUUUACAAUAAUACAGUUCUGCAUAACAGUAAAUUUUGUAUUUUUUUGUAUGAAUAAAAAAUCAAAAUAGAAAGCAACAGUAAUAUAAGAGGGGCCUAGAGAUGCAGCUAAUGAAUAGAGGAUAUGUUAUUUUAAUGCCAAGAAUGUCUACAUUGUUUAUUCUGGACCCUAUUUUGAAAUUGGCAUCUUUUUUAUUUGCGUGAAAUUGGCCAAAUUGCCAAUUUCUGACCACUUGAUUGGAUAUUUCAAAUCUGUAAAUGGGCAGUUUCUUGUACUCAACUGAUAGAAAAAAUGGAGUUCUAAAGAAAUAGCUACGAGUUUGGUCAACAGGAACAGUGGAAUUGGUCAAAAACAGGGCUCAAAUUCGGCGAAAUCACCGAUGCGUAUAUGUUGCCGAGACCGCUAACUUCGCGGGACCGUAAUUCCGUGAGUUUUCGACCAAAUUUCGUACUUUUGGUGUCAUUACCAUCGGGAAAAGAUUCUCUUAUCAUUUCAUACGAUUUUUUUUUUUUUUUCCAAAAAUUUUGUGACAUAGAAUGACAGUUUCAGAAAGGGGCUUGCGACAGUCAAAGGGUUAAACAGGCAAUCAACAGAAAAGUCUGGCUCAAGGCAGACCUGCAAUAGUAGAAAAUCUUUCAACAUCAAUCACAUGCAUCUCCUCCUCUUACAUUUAAUUCCUCGCUCCCAAUACUGAAUAAGACACAUGCAGCACUAGUAUCUACAUUGGCCAAAAAGUUUCACUUGUGCAACAGGCAUUUUAAGUUGAAUACAAAACUGGAGACAGUAGUAGUUUUGAGAUGAUGAGUCCCUCAGCUGUGGUAGGUAGUUCUUCAAGCCUAAAGCAGUGACUUGCAGCCAGACCUUACAUACAGUACUGGAGCAUAAGUGAGGUGUAGCAUCUGGACAUGACAUCACAGGUGAGCAUGACCAACUAGUGGAAGUGAGUCAUGCUAAACAUUUGUUUGGCAAAGGAACUGCAGAAACUUUCCCUGUACUAAGAUACCAUGGUGUUGCUAUGUCAUGUAGCUAAGUGUUACACAUAUCUCAUUCAUUAACUUAUUGGUAUUGUAUGCUAUCAGUAUUAUGAUACUCUCUCCCAUCAUAUUGACCCUCCAGUCCCACUUUACUUUUGCUCUCUGGUUUCUUUCUUGUAUUCCACCCCUUGUUGUGCUCCAAAAGAUUCAAAGUUUAUUCUCUAUAAGGAUUACAAUGCUGAGUUUACAGAAUUUGGUUAUUGUGUGGUUUACAUGUAGUAAAAUAAUAAUUACAGAGUGUACCACUAGAACACCUAGCAUGGCUAGGCAUUUCGGGCAGACUUAAAUUAAAUCUUAAGUUUAAAAUAUUACAAAAUUAUGAGGUAAGUUGGUAUUAUGGCUAAGUGACUAAAUACUAGUUUGUGAGUUUAGCAAUGUGAAUGCUUUUGUUUUGGCACUAUACAUAGUUUCAGUAUUGGAGUAUCACAGGUCAACUUAUGACUAGUUAAGAUUCAUUACUUUGAGAUUGAGAUGGAUAUUUCUGUUUAUGGUCAAAUGGGCGAGUGAGUGUAAGUGUUAACCACCAGGUGGUAUUCGUGUAAUUAGUUGACAGGGUGUCUCAGGGAGAUAAGAUGUUUUCUGAUGGUAGUUUUAAAGGUGAUGAAUGUGUCUGUAGUUUUAGAAUUUUCAGGUAGGGUGUUCCAGAUUUUAGGGCCUUUGACAUACAUUGAAUUUUUGUAAAGGUUUAGUCAGACACGGGGAAUGUCAUAGAGAUGUUUGGGUCUGGUGUUGUGCCUGUGGGUUCUGUCACAACUAUCAAGAAAGUGUUUUAGGUCAAGGUUAAUAUUGGAAUUUAAGGUCCUGUAGAUGUAGAUUGCACAGUAGUAAGUGUGGAUGUACUGAACAGGGAGUAAGUUUAGAUCUAUGAAGAGUGGGGGGUGUGUUGCCAGGGAUGGGAUUUAGUGAUUAUUCUUACUGCGGCUUUUUGUUGGGUUAUUAUUGGCUUUAGGUGUGUUGCUGCAGUUGAACCCCAAGCACAGAUAGCAUAGGUGAGGUAUGGAUAUAUAAGUGAAUGGUAUAGUGUGAGAAGGGCAGUUUGCGGCACGUAGUAUCGUAUCUUGGAGAGGAUCCCAACCGUUUUGGAUACUUUUUUGGUUAUGUGUUGGAUAUGGGUGCUGAAGUUCAGGUUGUUGUCGAGGUAUAGGCCUAGGAAUUUGCCCUCAUUAUGCCUGGCAAUUAGAGUGUUGUCGAUCUUAAUGUUAAUUUGUGCAUCUCCUGCUCUGCUACCAAACAUAAUGUAGUAGGUUUUGUCAGUGUUAAGCGCAAGUUUAUUGACUGUCAUCCAAGUCGAUAUUUUGAUCAGCUCCUCAUUAACAAUGGUGCUUAGCUACCCACACCACCCCACAUUGUGUUUAACCACCUGCACCCUGUGUCCACCUUAAACCACACCAUUAUUAUGGCAAGGGUAUAAGGUGCCUAAACAUAUGGUAAGGUGAAGGUUACUGCAUGCCUGAGCUAUGAGGGUAGGGGUGUAAGAGUUGUCACCUCACUCACUGACCACUUACUGUACACACACACCAUUCAAAAACAGAUGUAAUUGUUAUAUGUAGCUACAGUUUUUGACUACACAAGAGAGUCCAAC
Molecule: messenger RNA, 8463 nt
Organism: Cherax quadricarinatus
Lineage: Eukaryota; Metazoa; Arthropoda; Malacostraca; Decapoda; Parastacidae
Source: RefSeq, a predicted model, not a curated record